CAAAUCCCUUACCGUGAAGGGAUAGAUGGAGAAACCAGACUGGAGCAGCGUCUAGAUUCCUGAGCUCCGUGACUGGCCGGAGGCCCACACCGAGUGGGGGUGGGGCAGAGGCCGGUGUGGACCAAUCACUGCCCUGAGCACGGGGCCUGGGGAGGCCGGUGAGAAUGUCUCCGUGGGGUGUGCAGUGGCCCUCAGAGUGUGGAUCAUCAUGAUGAAGCCAGCGAGUCGGAGAUGAGAAGGUCCUCCAACCUGUGCGUCAUCGAGAACGGGCACCAGCCAGGAGCAGGUCCAGGUGAUGGACCCCCUGAGGCCACCCAGACUUUCCGGGCACCAGAGCCCCCCAAGCCUCGCCCCAUGAGCCUCUCCUUGGGGCUGCCACACCAGCCAGUCACGGCCGUCAUGCGGGUCUCCGAGAGGUUCUCUGGAGAGACUUCAGCCACAGCUCUCUCGCCCACGUCUGCUGCCGUCCUGGGGGGCCUCAGCUCGAGCCCUAGUGAGGCCACCACACCCUGGACUCUAAGUCCCAGUGAGAAGAUUUCUUCUCUCCCACGGUCCUUGGGCUCUGGCUAUGGCGCAGUGACAGCAGGCAGGAGCAAUGACAGCCCCCCUCUGGUGACGCCGCCCCAGUCGCCCCCAUCCCCGCAGCCGCCAGCCGCCACUCAGGCCCAUCGCCGGGAGCUGGUGAGGUCGCAGACGCUGCCCCGGACCUCCAGUGCGCAGGCCCGGAAGGCUUUGUUUGAGAAGUGGGAGCAGGACACAGUGGGCAAGGGCAAAGGCGAGGCCCGGGCCAAGCUGAAGCGGUCCCAGAGCUUCGGGGUGGCCAGCGCCAGCAGCAUCAAGCAGAUCCUGCUCGAGUGGUGUCGCAACAAGACACUGGGCUACCAGCACGUGGACCUGCAGAACUUCUCCUCCAGCUGGAGUGACGGGAUGGCCUUCUGCGCCCUGGUGCACUCUUUCUUCCCCGACGCCUUCGACUACAGCGCCCUGAGCCCCACGCAGCGGCAGAAGAACUUCGAGCUGGCCUUCACCAUGGCUGAGAACCUGGCCAACUGCGAGCGCCUGAUCGAGGUGGAGGACAUGAUGGUGAUGGGCCGCAAGCCGGACCCCAUGUGUGUCUUCACUUACGUCCAGUCGCUGUACAACCACCUGCGUCGCUUUGAAUGAAGCCCCGUGGGCCUGGAGCACCGCAUCGCAACCCCAGGAGGAGCCCCCGGAGCCAGGGCAGGCGAGAAGCCACGUCCUGGUGUGGGCGCUGCGUGCUCCGUGGUGUGUGACCGCGCCCGUCCGCCCAGCUGUGUUACUGAUUAAAGCGCCCUGAGCCUGCUCCGACUGCGUUGAUCACAGCCAGGGGCUUGAAGGAAAAGGGAAAAUUACCAGAGAGAGAGAAAUUGGUGCUAAGUAAUUAUCUUCCUUUAAAAAAAAUGCUUGUCUGUAGAUCCCCGAAUGCUAAAUCACAAGUUUCCCUCUGGUGAGUCUGAUCCGUUGGUUUCACAGGGUUACGUUGAUUACCAAGUGUUUUUUUUAUCAAAAUACCCAGAGUUUUUUACUUCCUCGCACUAUUGUAGUUUCCUUUCCUCCCUCCCUCCCUCUGGGCCAAGGCCAGGAAACAGAGAGGCCGCUUAAUCAGCAGCCUGACAAAGAAGACCGAAGUCUUGGGAAGCAAGAGUUUAAUCACUCCCAGGUCCUGGGCUACAGAUGACCUUCAAGUCACCUUGGCUCUCCAGGGAGAUGGGAGGGCUCUCGCCUGGUCCCAGAGGCUCCGGUCCUUCCCGGGAGGCCCCGCAAGUGUUUGGCUAAGAAUAGGCUGUCGUGCAGUUAACACUUUGGGGAUGGACAGGCCCUUGGUGUAGAGAGGUAGUUUGUAUUCACAGCUUUUUUUUAGAGGAUUUGCUGCAGAUAUUUAUAAAAAGUAACUCCAUCUGUACCGUUGACCGUUUGUACAUAAAAGAUGUGUCGAACUUC
Molecule: messenger RNA, 1962 nt
Organism: Myotis davidii
Lineage: Eukaryota; Metazoa; Chordata; Mammalia; Chiroptera; Vespertilionidae
Gene: SMTNL2
Product: smoothelin-like 2
Exons: 8
Coding region: 232-1164 (310 amino acids)
Biological process (GO): positive regulation of vasoconstriction; actin cytoskeleton organization
Cellular component (GO): M band; microtubule organizing center; I band
Molecular function (GO): protein phosphatase 1 binding; tropomyosin binding
Source: RefSeq, a predicted model, not a curated record